Molecule: messenger RNA, 1715 nt
Organism: Tupaia belangeri chinensis (Chinese tree shrew)
Lineage: Eukaryota; Metazoa; Chordata; Mammalia; Scandentia; Tupaiidae
Gene: PRPS1L1
Product: phosphoribosyl pyrophosphate synthetase 1 like 1
Exons: 2
Coding region: 92-850 (252 amino acids)
Biological process (GO): purine nucleotide biosynthetic process; ribonucleoside monophosphate biosynthetic process; 5-phosphoribose 1-diphosphate biosynthetic process
Cellular component (GO): ribose phosphate diphosphokinase complex; cytoplasm
Molecular function (GO): magnesium ion binding; ribose phosphate diphosphokinase activity; ATP binding
Source: RefSeq, a predicted model, not a curated record
CCAGGAGACCUGCGUGGAAAUUGGCGAGAGUGUGCGUGGAGAGGACGUCUAUAUCGUUCAGAGUGGUUGUGGGGAAAUCAAUGACAGUCUGAUGGAGCUUUUGAUCAUGAUUAAUGCCUGCAAGAUUGCUUCAGCCAGCAGGGUUACCGCAGUCAUCCCAUGCUUUUUUCCCUACGCCCGACAGGAUAAGAAAGAUAAGAGCCGGGCCCCAAUCUCUGCCAAGCUUGUAGCAAAUAUGCUGUCUAUAGCAGGUGCGGACCAUAUCAUCACCAUGGACCUGCAUGCUUCUCAAAUCCAGGGCUUUUUUGACAUACCAGUAGACAAUCUGUAUGCAGAGCCAGCUGUCCUGAAGUGGAUAAGGGAGAAUAUCUCUGAGUGGAGGAACUGCAUUAUUGUCUCACCAGAUGCUGGUGGAGCGAAGAGAGUGACGUCCAUUGCUGACUGGUUGAAUGUGGACUUUGCCUUGAUUCACAAAGAGCGGAAGAAGGCCAAUGAAGUGGACCGCAUGGUGCUUGUGGGAGAUGUGAAGGAUCGUGUGGCUAUUCUAGUGGAUGAUAUGGCUGACACUUGUGGUACCAUCUGUCAUGCCGCUGAGAAGCUUCUCUCAGCUGGAGCCACCAGAGUUUAUGCAAUCUUGACUCACGGAAUCUUUUCAGGUCCAGCCAUUUCUCGCAUCAAUGGUGCCUGCUUUGCAGCAGUAGUAGUCACCAAUACCAUACCUCAGGAGGAUAAGAUGAGGCAUUGCUCCAAAAUACAAGUGAUAGACAUCUCCAUGAUCCUUGCAGAAGCCAUCCGGAGAACUCACAAUGGAGAAUCUGUUUCUUAUCUGUUCAGCCAUGUUCCUUUAUAACAGAAUAACUUCCAGGUUAUUUUAUUUUAAAAUAAAAGAAAAUAGAAAGAAAAAAAAAAAAAAAAAAAUACCCUGCUUGUUAUUUUCCCUUAGUAUUUGAUGAAAAGUUCAGCAGAAGACCCAGCUUGAUCCAGUGUAACUUUCUGCAUCCUACAUCUGGUAUGUUAGUUUGUCCUAUGAUAAUUUGAGGAAGGACAAUUAGAGACUAAUUGUUGGGAUUUCCUGAGUCAAUUGUCUCAUUCUGGCUUCGUUACUGAUUUUAUGAGCCCUCUGACCUUAACUACAGUUCAGCCACUGCAAGAUUUCAGACUUCUGAGGGUGUGGUGUAGAGGUGUUUGAAAGUAAUUGGAGAAGCCUAGACUACCUGUGACUGCUUCAGGGGUGACUUUUGUUCAGAGCUACCAGUAACAAAGCCACCCAAUCCACUCUUCGCUUCUCCAACCCUGAUGUGUCACAAGUUCUCAAAAAUGUAUCUACCUAAUUACAGCAAGAGCUCUGGAAAAAACCCAAACCAUUUUCCUGGCUGCUGGAUCCCCUGAAAGCAGGAGCAGGCAGCUUUCAGCCUGAGGAGUCAUUGGGAUCAAGAGAGGAGACAGCAAAGUGCCAGAUAUCUAUAAGAAACCUUGGGAUAUACGGAGAUGGAGAAAAAUAUAUCAAGUAAAUUGUAACAAGGCAAAGCUAAGAAUUCUAUUAUGAACCAACGCAAAAAAAAAAAAAACCAGGAAUAUAUUUUGCUGAUUAAACCAGCAAAUACGUUGAAACCAUUGUGAAUCAUUAUGCAUCUAACAGCUCAAUAUUGAAAUGCAAAUAGAAGGACGAAACUAUGAGAAUAUGAAGAGAAAUGAAUAAUAUGCAAUCAUAAGAA